CGGUGUCAGUGCUGAAAAUAUUUGGGCAUUACACAGAGGAAUUCAAUUUUUUUUAUCUGCAAUGAGAGCCGAACAGACAGAAAAUGGAGAAAACUCAACGAACUCGCAGAGUGAAAUGCUGAUUAAUCAGUUAAAGGAGAUCACCGGCAUCCAGGACCCACAGAUUCUCCACAGAGCACUGAAUGCCAGCCAGGGUGACAUUGGACAUGCUGUUGGACUGUUGACAACCCAGACGGCAGAGGUUCAGGAUCCAGGGGAGGCACAGCAGCCUGGAACAACAGGACAGAACUGGGAAGGCCACAAAGGACUUGGUAAAGAUGAACUGCAGACAGCCAUAGAGCUCAGCCUGCAGGAGUCCCACAAUGCCCAAGAAGAGGAGAGAGAAUUCAACAGGGCUCUGGAAGCCAGUGCAGAGGAGAACUCAGCACGAAUGAAGAGAAAGAGAUGUGAGGCUCAGAGUGAGAUGUGCAGCCCUGCAGACUGGAUCCGUCAGGACGACUGGCCUGUGGGCAUUCGCAACGUGGGAAAUACCUGCUGGUUCAGCGCCGUCAUCCAGUCAUUGUUCCAUCUGCCUGUGUUCAGGAGGCUGGUUCUCAACUACCACCUGUCUGAGCAACUGUUGGAGAGGUGUAAAAGUCAUUCAGACAAGAGGAACAUCGCUUUCAUGCAGGAGCUCCGCUGUCUGUUUGCCCUCAUGGUGGGCUCCACUCGCAGGUUUGUAGAUCCUUCUGCUGCAGUGGAAUUACUGCGAGAUGCCUUCAGGACCAGUGAGGCCCAACAGGAUGUCAGUGAGUUUACCCAUAAGCUUCUUGACUGGCUGGAGGAUGCCUUUCAGUUGGCUGCCAGUGGAAAUAAUGAAGAGGACAAACAAAAAAACCCCAUGGUUCAACUUUUCUAUGGUACCUUUGUGACAGAGAGAAGACACGAGGGUAAAACACUAUGCAACAUUGAGCAGUUUGGUCAGUACCCUCUGCAAGUCAACGGCUUCAACAAUCUGGAUGAAUGUUUGGAAGGUGCAAUGGUUGAAAGGGAGAUCGAGUCACUCCAUUCAGAUCACACCGUUCCAUCUGGUCGCGAGAGAUGGUUCAAAAAGUUACCACCAGUAUUGACCUUUGAACUGUCUAGAUUUGAGUUUAAUACACAGUUGGGGCGCCCUGAGAAGAUUCACAAGAAACUGGAGUUCCCACAGAUCAUUUACAUGGACAGAUAUCUUCAUAAAAACAUAGAGCAGACUCAUGAAAGGAGAGGAGAGGUGAAAAAACUCAAGGAGCAACUUGCCAUCCUUCAACAAAAAUUUGAGUGCUACAAAAAUUAUGGGUCAGGACCUGCCAAGUAUCCACUGGCUGACAUGCUACAGUUUGUGUUGGAGUUUGCAACCACGAAGCCCACAAGUGUUUCCCCAGCGGAGGACCUGAGACCAGCUGCAUCUUCCCCAACCCCCACCAGCCCUCUCAAUGACCCCAACUCCAAAGACAGCAGUGAACCUGGAGAUCCAGCUUCAGACGACCUAGUUUCCAGUGUUUCCAGUUGCCAAAGGACCCCUAUAUACAAGCCAUUCACUCAGUGCAGAUAUCCCAUUGACUGCCCACCGCACCCAGCCCCGCACAGUAUCACUGAAGAAGAGCUGCACUUUGUUAAAACCUGCCUCCAGCGUUGGAGGACUGAAGUGGAGAAUGACAUCAAUGAGCUAAAGGCCAGCAUUGACAGACUUACACAGGUGUUGGAGAGCAUGUACUCAGAUAACAGCCUCUGCCAGGUUCCCUACAGACUUCAUGCAGUGCUUGUGCAUGAAGGUCAGGCUUCAGCCGGUCAUUACUGGGCUUAUAUCUAUGACCAUGCCAACCAGCGCUGGAUGAAGUAUAAUGAUAUAACCAUCACUGAGUCAACGUGGGAAGAGCUAGAGCGAGACUCAUUUGGUGGCAUGACCAAUGCUAGUGCAUACUGCCUGAUGUACAUCGACGACAGGCUACCCCACCUCAUCACAGAAGAUACAGAUGAUGAGACAGGCCAAGUUCUCCAUGGCAUGGACACCCUGCCCCCGGUCCUCCGACGCUAUGUCCAAGAAGAUAACCGCUGGUUCCAGCAGGAGUUGAGUGAAUGGGAAGAGCAGUUCUGUCAGACAGCAGCCCCCCAGGGAGAAUCCACGGUCUCUGCAGAGCCCCCACCCCCCAAUCCACAGGACACACAGCAGCCUGCCGUGGAGCCAGCUCCCCAGGCAGGAGGAGGAUCUACAGAAGAGGAGGCCCAAGACGUUCCAGAAGCACAACCAGAAACAGAGGCACUGGAAGAUCCUCAACCAGAUCCAACAGGGAGGCCUGAAGUAGAAACAGAGUCAACAGGAGCAACAGAGAGCCCGGCCUGCCAUUCAGAUGACAGCAGCACAGUAGUCACCACUACCCAACGGCCAAACCAGAGCAUAGUUUCAGCUGAGGAGGAGCCUUCGACCCUUGAAACAGAGGUCAGUGUCCAGGCACAAUCUGAUUUCCAUGUGGAGCCAGAUGUCACCGAGGUGACAGUCCCUGAUCCUGAAGUUCCAGAGUAUCAUGAUACUUCCAGAGAAACUCAGGAGGCAGAGCAAGAGCAGGAGGUUCCAGCUCAACAGCGGCCAGCUGAAAAUGAGAUCUCAGAGGUGGAGAUCCCCAAUGUGGGCAGGAUAAUGGUCAGGGCUGAUGCUGAUGGAUACAAUGAAGAGAUGAUGCUAACGCCAGCGAUGCAGGGUGUGAUUCUUGCCAUCGCCAAGGCCAGACAGACGUUUGAUAAGGAAGGUCCUGAAGCCGGCCUCAUUAAGGCCUUCCAUGAGGAGUACUGCCGUCUGUAUGAGCUCUCCCAGGAGGAGGCCACACCUCAGGAAGAUGCUCGUCUGCAACACGCCCUUGUCUACUUUUUCCAGAACAAAGCACCGAAGCGUGUAAUAGAGAGGACACUGCUGGAACAGUUUACCGAUCGCAAUCUGAGCUUUGAUGAGAGGGCCAUCAGCAUCAUGAGGGAAGCCCGGGCCAAACUGCGUCUUAUCAAACCAGAGGAUAUGGACAUGGAUGAAUACCUGCAGUGGCAUGAAGACUACAGGAUGUUCAAGACAGUGUUCGUCUACCUGCUAACUGGCCUGGAGCACUAUCAGCAUGGGAAGAUGAGGGAAUCACUGACCUACCUGGCUCACGCUUAUGAGACCAACGCCACAUUGCUGAAAAACGGAGAGAAACGUGGUGUGGACUCAUCUCUAAUUGCAGUUUACAGAAGGAAAUGCCUCACAGUACUGAAUGAAAGUGCAUCACAGCUGUUUUGCAGCGGUGAUGACUGUAAGGUGGAGGAAGGUAUUUCCAUUAUGGACGAAGCCGUCAUCCCCUGCCUCCACCUGAUGAGCCGCGACCCCACUUUAACUCAGGAGGACAGGGACGCGAUGGAGAGCAUCCGCAGUCACUGGUGCUGCUGCUUGGGCCGAGACAUGAACGACUCACUGCAGGUGAAGCUUGGUGAGUUCCUGCCCAGGGUUCUGGACUGUUCAGCUGAGACAGUGGUACUUAAAGACCCACCUAAAGUCCAUGUGAGCCUGGCCCAUGACCUGUGCAGUCGCCUGGCGGCUGUCAUGGAAUCCAUCCACAACACGUCUGUAGUCACCGUUAAGUAAAUGCAUGCAAGAAGAGUCACAAUGGAACUUUUACAACAUCUGGAAUGCAGCAACACAGUUGGUGGAUGGUUCUGUCCAAACAGUCCAAAUUCUACAUGUCAUCAUCUACUUCGGCAUUAUGCAUGUACUCAUGCAUGUAUUGGAUUUGACAUGAGAGGAUGAUCUCAGCCACAGUCAAACUCUGUAAACUGAUGAGUGACACCAGUGUAGGGAGAUGCAGAUGAGGGUGGCUGUUCAUUCAAAAUGUGCCAUUGCAAAGACAGGAUGUAUUUUAGUAGAGGUUUGAUCUUGAAGGUUGUAUUGUAUAAUUCUAUAGUAAUGUCACCAUUUAUGUGAUUUUCCCAAACAAGCAAAAUAUGUGCUGACAAUGUGCUGCAAUACCAUAAGAAUCCAGAAAAUAAGACGUAGUAAGUAGAAUAAUGUAGUAAUCACAACACCCUCUAAUAAAUAUUCCACUUCACCCAGUCCCUUUGCACCUUGUGCAGUUGCACCCAUUGAUGUAUACGUAGACACUAAAUCAGUCGCUGCAGCCCAACACUGUAAAAGGCGUAUGUCAUUUUGAAUCAGCCAAGUAAACACAUACAGCUACCAUUUUCACAGAUAAAACUUUCAUCCAAAUGUAGCACAAAUAACCCUUUCAGAAAAUGAGCAAAAGAAAAGAACUGAUAUUAUUAGGAGUCAUUAUCAUCCUCAUGUUUUAAAGUUUACCAGUUCAAUAACAUACAAACUCAGCUGUUCAUACACAUUAGAUGUAUUUUAACCAAAAACACUGAGUGAGCUUUAGCUUUUGCCUCCACUCCUCCAACUUGCCAAAGCCUUUAUUUCAAUGGCAUUUCAUUAUAGUUUCUGAUCUAAUAUAACAGUUCUAUUCAUUUCUCAUGUUAAUCCGAUUUUUCAUUGGUCCACAGACAUUUUCUCUAUGAGCACUUUCUGCGGUUUGAAAUUUUUUCAAUUUUUCAUCAUUUUCUCCAUCAUUUCCUUGGAAAAAGAAAAUAACUGAAUGACAUGCGCAUAGCAAGUCAUUUUUCUAUGCGGGUUUGGGAUUAAUUUGGGGUUAAAUAAAUAAAUAAAUAUAGUUAGUCAGACAAAACACGUAGAUCAUGAACCCAGAUACAAAAAUAGCUCACUGAACUCAACGUUACAGUGCUUUUGAUCCAUUUACUUGCAUGUUCUUAGUAAUGACUGAUCCAAUAUGGUGGUACUGUUCACAUACGAUCCAGCGGCUGAUACAGCGUCUAUGUGUGUAUGUCUAUGGUUAUGUAUGUGGACCAAAACAGCAGCUGUACUUGCAAACACCCACGCAGUCCAUGCUCAGGUGACCUCAUACAUUGCACAGGUCAUAGUGAUUCACUCUCAGCUAUCUGGGAUAACAUCACAUCAUCAGUUCUUAACAUGGUUCAGUCUUUGUAGCACACAUUCUCUUUGACUUUAUAAAAUAUAACUCCCUUUACUGUGGCAUGUUGGCCUGAAAACUGGCAAGACAUGUUACACCUACACUGAACAAUAUCCAGGAAUGAAACGUAUAAAAUAUAUCAAACAAAAUAUAUAUGAUUAGAAGGUAAGGAGAGGAUAUGUGGGAAUUUAAUGGUGGAUACACUGACUGUUGUACUUUACUGGAUUUGGUAGAAUUUGCUGAUUGUGUUGCUAACCUGUGAGACCUUUAUGUAGGGCUGAAAAAUCUAGAUUUGCACUCCACACUGUUUAAUAGCUUUUUUAAAUUGUUUUAUAUCACUUUGUAAUAUGCCUUAUAUUUCCUAAACUGACUAUGGGCGGUUGCUGGUGUAGGUGAGGGUUUUGUCCUGUUUGAGGUGCAAAACCUGCAUAAAACAAUAGUAGAUUAAAUGUCAUGUUUGUGGUGCCCCUACUAUGUCACCGUACCAUGAAUGUGAUGAUGAUUUCAGGCCUAUAUUUACUGAUGAUACCUGUUCAUCUGAUUUCACUCUGCUUUUUGAUUAUAUUCUUUGAAGAUACACAAUAAAAAUCUGAAAAGGU
This is a messenger RNA of Sphaeramia orbicularis (orbiculate cardinalfish), 5617 nucleotides long. RefSeq names its product ubiquitin specific peptidase 28 (gene usp28). Gene Ontology annotation, molecular function: protein binding; cysteine-type deubiquitinase activity. Lineage: Eukaryota; Metazoa; Chordata; Actinopteri; Kurtiformes; Apogonidae. The transcript has 26 exons. Bases 62 to 3625 code for a protein of 1187 amino acids. Gene Ontology annotation, biological process: protein deubiquitination; DNA damage checkpoint signaling. The record is from RefSeq and is a predicted model, not a curated record. Gene Ontology annotation, cellular component: cytosol; nucleus.